AUGGAUAAUAAACUUCGAUUAGCUCUCGUAGCCAGCACUUUGCAGUUCUGGCUGGCUUCUGCUGUCGAACAUCCUGCCCCGAUAUGCCCGACUGGGCUGGCUUAUGUUCAACUCCAGCCUGUCCACGUCCUUGUCGAGAAACCUGUUCAACUCAGCGCCUACAUUGCUUCCAACACGACCAUUACUGUGGAUGAAACUCUGACCAUUACUGUAACCGAUGCCCCGCUCGUGCUCGUCACAGAGCUCACCCAAUAUGAAACCAUUACCAGUCUUGCAAAGAGCUUGUGUAAUGAAAAGGGAGAAUGCUUAUCGGGCCCUGGUUCUACAGAGCUAGGUUUAUCACAUUCGACGUCCAACCCCUUGGUUCCUUAUUCCGGGAGGGACUCUUCAGCUUCUGCCCUUGCAUCUCCUACAAAAAGCUCCCUCAAGGGCAGUUCUGUGUCCAGCUCUAGCCCAGAACGAGUCAACACAUUUGUCUCGGGCAAUCCGACUCAGGAUACUACUGCAACAGCCUCUGCUCUUGAACCAGGUACUGAAACAGAGCAACAACCGCAUGAGCAGACAUCCCAAAGACGUUUGAGCGGCCAAUCCAGCAUUAAAAGCAGCGACAAUCUGGCUACUGCCGGGAGUGUAGCGGGAUUUAGCAAGGCUAAGACAUCGAUACCAACCGUCCCAUUCAGCGAAGACAGCACGAGUACAAGCUAUCCGCAGAGACAGGCUUCCAGCACCCCGUUUUCCUCUACAGAGGACUAUCGUUCCCAGAAAAACACCAAUACUGCAUUCGAGGGUUCUUCCACCUACUCAGGGCGGCGUUCAUCUUCCGGUCUCUCUCCCAGCAGCGCGCCUCAGUCUGAGCAGCCUGGACUAUCCAGCCUUCUUUCGACCCUUUCAAAGUCAACAAGUUUACCCUCAACUCUUCCAGAAAACGGAGCACAGACCUCAACAAGUCUGUCACCUGCAGCACAUCCGUCCUUCUCAACCAAUGCAUCACUCGAUAUACAACGUUCAAAGACUGAGACGGCAACAGGCUAUGCUAGCGAACCGCCUUCUUCGUUGACAUCCACUCAGUAUACUACUUUCCCUCACAAAUAUGUAGGGCCAGAGCCUUCAGCGGGUGUCCCUCAGCAGACUUUGGGAACGUCUUUCGAGCAUGCACAGCCAGAGAGUGCUUCAUUUUCAACAUUACUUGCCUCAACAUUGACCUCUACUGCUGCACUUGAAGUGUCGUCAGCAUCUGAGAGUGGCAGUACAUUAGAUUAUGUCCUUGCAUGGACCUCUUCAGAGGAGCUUGAGCUUCCUAUAACUUCUGGACAAACAAAUCUAUAUGACUCCUCCAUCCAAAACAGCAUGGGCCCAACUAUACCAUCCACAGCCGAGCCGCUGACGUCGAGUGCUGUUUAUUCAACCGAUGCAGAGCUUACAUCGAUUUCCAGCACAACACAGAGUUAUCUGAGUUCAUUCCGCCAGUCUGAGCAGAGCUCUCCAGCGGCAGAAGACAAGGUCGAGUCUUCAACGCUAAAGGCAUCUGAGCCCCUGAACUUGCAAAGACUGAAGGGGUCCUCAACAACCUCAGCAUCGCUCUUGGCUUCUACAUCAUCAGAGAUAUCCAAGGUUUCAACAACAAGAAACGCACCCGAAUCAACCACAGCUUUGACUGACCUCGAGUCUUUGACAUCGCCUGAGCCUGCAAAGACAUCAACUGGUGUCAGGUGGCCAGCAAUGCAAUCCUUGGAGGCAUCAAACACGACAUCGCUAGGCACCUCAACGUCAACAUUGCGAUUUUUGGUUACUACUGAGCCCCUUGAAUCUACGAUAGAAGAGACUUCCAAGACCGAGAGUGAGCUUGAGUCUUCAGCGACCUCAGAGUGCGCACACGAAGAAUCGUCAACAGCAGGCUCCUCGGUCCCAACUUCAUCUACGUCCGAGUCAGGUGAUACAGAGUCAUCAGCCUCUGAGUCAACCACCUCGGGACCGGAAACUUCAGAGUCAUCAACAGCAGAAUCAUCAACUGUAGAGCUUUCAACAGCAGAAUGGUCAACUGCGGGUCCUUUGGCCACAAGUUCAUCUACCUCUGAGUCGGCUAGUAUGGAGUCAUUAGCCUUUGAGUCAACAGCCUCUGAGCCGGCCAUCUCGGGAUCAGAAACCUCAGAAUCAUCAACAGCGGAAUCAUCGACUGCAGGUCCCUUGACCGCAAGUUCAUCUACCCCCGAGUCGGUCAGUAUGGAGUCAUCAGUCUCUGAAUCAACAGCCUCUCGGCCGAUCAUCUCAGGACCGGAAACCUCAGAAUCAUCAUCAGCAGAAUCAUCAAUGCUAUCAGAGACAGCGGCGCCAACGCCAGCAAAACUACCAACCGCAUCCUCAUUGACCCCGGAAUCGUCAACUAUAGAGCCAUCAACCUCUACAUCUACCAUCUUAGAGUCAAGUGUCCUCUGGCCGACAACUGCGGAGUCUUCAACUACAGCUAUAACCAACUUGGAUUCGACCACGUUAGAGUCGGCUACGGCAGAAUCGUCGGCCCUCGCGUCAGAAACCACACAAUCAAGCAUCCCAGAGCCGCCGGCUACAAGCCUAUCAACGGAUGAGUCCUUGCCAACGGAAUCGUCCACCUCAAUCCCAAUGACCCCUGAAUCGAAGAUAUCCUCUACAUCAACGGCAUCUAUGCAUGAAACAACGCCGGCUGCUCGUGUGCCCGAGACAGUCAUGUCUUCAGAUAUCUCAAAGACUUCGUCUCCCUCGAAAAAGAUCGAGUCUUCAGUCGCUUCAGAGCCGUUGUGGUACUCAACCUCGCAAGUGACCACAAUCUUGAGUUCCUCAAAGCCAUCUGAGACAACAUCUACGACCGAGAUCCCCAUGUCUCAAUCGACGACGGCCGACCUUGGACCCGAUUCCCAAACUGAUGCGCAAACCACAGCGCUGACGACCACAUCUCUUGAAAGUUCAUCAAUCACUGACCUUCAAACAACAACCAAUCCUGAAGUCUCGACGACAACAUCUUCGGCUGCAAACAUUGCUACAUCUGAGGUUGGAUGCAUUUCCGACGCAGAUUGCAACCAGGAUGAGGUUUGCGACACAGAUUCGAGACAGUGCAUAGUCUCCAAGCCUGACCAGUCUUGCGGUAACGCGGGACUAGAGUAUGCAGUGUACGACAACCCUUAUUACAACAGUGAUAUUCUUGACUACGCCGACUUUGAUGUAACUCACUUUCACGGAGCUACACCUCUAUUUGAGGGCAUAACAGACCGCGUGGGGAUUGCCCAAGGCCAGAAUCCUUACUAUCCUCCUAUCAAGGUGUACGAUGACUCUGAGGUGAUGUUCUUGCAGUACAAGGCCAUCAGCCACGUGGCACUGCUCUAUGCACCAUAUUCCGGCGACUAUGAGAUCUCGGUGCCCGUUUCGGACGAAAUCACUCUCGUGUGGGUGGGCGACAAGGCUAUUUCCGACUGGACCAGAGAAAACGCCGAUGUCGAGCAGCGUUAUCACUACGAGACGAGGGAACCACAGGUUGUGCGAAUUCACCUAGAGGCUGGGUCUUACAACAAUCUCCGAAUCCUCUGGGCAAACGGACAGGGCGAAUUUUCCUUCAUUCUGUCUAUCAAAGCGCCCAAUGGCGAUGUUAUUGUAGACGGGACCGAGUCCAAUACGGACUAUCUCGUCAAGUUCCCGUGUGGAGAUAAGGCAGUGCUUUAA
Molecule: messenger RNA, 3687 nt
Organism: Fusarium vanettenii 77-13-4
Lineage: Eukaryota; Fungi; Ascomycota; Sordariomycetes; Hypocreales; Nectriaceae
Exons: 2
Coding region: 1-3687 (1228 amino acids)
Source: RefSeq, a predicted model, not a curated record